Molecule: messenger RNA, 1008 nt
Organism: Penicillium mononematosum
Lineage: Eukaryota; Fungi; Ascomycota; Eurotiomycetes; Eurotiales; Aspergillaceae
Product: isopenicillin N synthase family dioxygenase
Exons: 4
Coding region: 1-1008 (335 amino acids)
Molecular function (GO): dioxygenase activity
Source: RefSeq, a predicted model, not a curated record
AUGAACCCUAACGAACCCCCUAUCAUAGAUUUCGCCCCCUUCUAUGCCAACGAUUCAACCAAAGACGACCUCAUCCAUCAAAUCCAACAAGCGUGUGAACAAUUCGGCUUCUUCCAGCUAAUCAACCACGCCAUCCCAACCGAACUACAAGCCGCAGUCCUACAACACUCGAGUGAAUUCUUCAACCUCCCCUUGGAAACGAAAGAGAAAUACAACCAAGCCAGUGGCGGCUUCAACCGCGGAUACGAACGACUACGCUCUCAAAACUUCGAAAAACGCACAAAAGGCGAUCUCAAAGAAGGCUUCUACCUCGGAAAGGACCUGCCACUCGAUGAUCCAUACGUCGUCCAGCGACGCUUCGGCCAAGGACCGAAUAAGUACCCCUCCGAAGUCCCCGACGCGAAAGGCUUCCGUCGCGUCAUGGACGAGUACCACGACGCCAUGAUCGAGCUUGCCGUAGCCAUCAUGCAAGUUAUAGCGCGCACGCUGGGUCUGGAUGAAGAUGUUUUUGGCGAUUUCUGCGAUCAUCCCGUCUCCAUUCUGAGACUGCUUCAUUAUCCGUCCCAGGAGGUUGAUGCGUCCGAUCUUGAGAGAGGAAUCGGCGCUCAUACCGAUUUCGGCGCUAUCACGAUGCUCCUGCAGGAUGAUACGGGCGGGUUGCAGGUAUGGAAUAACCUGUCGUCUGAAUGGGUUGAUGUCACGCCAGUGCCUGGGGCGUAUGUUGUUAAUCUGGGGAAUAUGAUGAUGCGCUGGACGAAUGAUCGGUACUUGUCGAAUCUGCACCGCGUCAUUAAUACCAGUGGCAAGGAGCGGUUUAGUGUUCCCUUCUUCUUCUCGGGGAAUCCGAACUAUACUAUCCGGUGUCUUCCUGGCUGUGAGGAUGCAGAGGAGGGUUCUAGAUAUCCCCCGAUUACCGUCCACGAGUGGAUGGCAGGGAGAUAUGCAGAUACUUAUGGGACUUCAGAUGGGAAGGCCAUUGGGGAGCUGCGCCAGGAGCCUGAUGCGUGA